CUGGGCAACAGAGCAAGACUCUGUCUCAAAAAUAAAUAAAAUAAAAUAAAAUAAAGAAACUCCCACUUUCUCAGACUGCCUGGAACAGCUGAACACUUCUUUCCUGCCAAUCAACCUCCACAGGUAAGCCAAUCCCUCAGGCCUGACGGGUCCUGAGGCUCCGCUGAACACCUUCCACGAGUCUUCCUAUGCCUGCAGCAAAGGGCUCCCUGGGGACUUCUGACAAAAGGAUGGGCCAGAGGCACAUGCUGUCUGGCAGAUGAGGCUGUCUGGGUUCCUCUAGGAUAAAUAGAAAUCUUGAGUGCGUCUAUGCACUGAGCCAGGCACUGGCUAAGACUUCUCGUACACUAUCAUGUUUAAUCCUCUCAGCAAACUGCAGGCUACUAAUUCUUGCUCCAAUUUCGCAAUCCAGGAACCUGGCCUCAGAGUUACAGAGUUGGGUUACUUUCCCGGGCUACCACAGCCAGGCAGGGGUGGAGCCAGGAUUCAGACCUUAGUCUGCCAGAAAGAGCCCAGGAUCCUCACUGGGAGAGCAGGAAUGCGCCAUGUUCCCCUGCUGUCCCCAUGCCUGGCACAGGCUCUGCACAGAGAAGGAGCUUAGAAAUGCAUGUUGGGCUGAACUGAACCAAAUCAAAAGACUCUAGAUGAGAAGAAAGAGCCCGCUUCCUGUUGGACACAAAGUCCCCGGGGCAUUUCUGCAGCGCCAGCUCCUUGUGCGGGGCCUGGUAAAUAACGAUGUUCAAGCAAGGCUUGGGAUCAAUAAAGGAGCGAGCAUUUCAUAUUCUCGGCCAGAAGUUACACUGGGUCCCAGACCUAUUAUUGCAUUAAGAGUUGCACAAUACGAUUUUCCAAUUCUGUUAUUCCUGCUGCAUUCUUGCGUGAAAAAGACUUUUCCCUCUUCAACUGUCCACAGCAACCUCCUUCCCUCCUCUGAGCUAAAUCCGCAUGUCUGAAGGAAGUUGUCCUGCGUGUCCCACUAAAUACAGGCUCCUUUCGGCUCCCUCGGGGUGGGGAUGGGAAGAACCUGUAGCGAGCACCUACUCUGUGCUUUAGCAAGUGCGAUCUCCUUUCAUUUUCACAACAGCCCCUGGGUCGGAGCUGAACAGCCCCACUGGAUGGAUGGGAAGAACCUUUAGCGAGCACCUACUCUGUGCUUUAGCAAGUGCGAUCUCCUUUCAUUUUCACAACAGCCCCUGGGUCGGAGCUGAACAGCCCCACUGGAUGGAUGAGAAGACCCAGACCAGGGGAGUUAAAUGACUUGUCCAAGGUGACCUGGCAAGUUACAGGCUGAACUGGGAUUGAUCCCAGAUCUACCCGGCCCCAAAAGUUAUGCCCUUUCUCCACCACUCACUUUCCUUCCAGGCCUGAGUUGCUUCCCUUCCUGAUAGUGUGGUCGGUGCAGAUCUCAGAACGUGUAAACCUGGUGACACCAGAUCUGUCACUUUACAGUGAGUGAAGGAAGUACCCGGGGAUCGGCUUACUAAUUCUAGGGGCCAGUGAAUUAUUCAUGCCACCAUUAACUUGGAGGCCCUUUCAGCCUCACCUCUCUUUCCCUUGCUCCGGACCCUCAGAUCCUGGCCUACCUGAGCUCGGCAGACCUGUGGGGGCCCCUGGUGAGGAGAUGCUGGCAGAGUGGGGGGCUUGCCUGCUGCUGGCAGUGGCACUGCUGGGCCCAGGGCUCCAGGCCCAAGCCAUGGAAGGUGUCAAAUGUGGGGGUGUGCUCUCAGCACCUUCUGGAAACUUCUCCAGCCCCAACUUCCCUAGACUGUACCCCUACAACACAGAGUGCAGCUGGCUGAUCGUGGUGGCCGAGGGAUCCUCGGUGCUGCUCACCUUCCAUGCCUUUGACCUAGAGUACCACGACACCUGCAGCUUCGACUUUCUGGAGAUCUACAAUGGGGCCUCACCAGACAAGGGCAACCUGCUGGGGAGGUUCUGCGGCAAGGUGCCCCCGCCGCCCUUCACCUCCUCCUGGCAUGUCAUGUCUGUCAUCUUCCACUCGGACAAGCAUGUGGCCAGCCAUGGCUUUUCUGCGGGCUACCAGAAAGAUGUGUGUGGCGGCGUCCUGACUGGCCUGUCGGGGGUCCUCACCAGUCCUGAGUACCCCAACAACUACCCGAACAGCAUGGAGUGCCACUGGGUGAUCCGGGCCGCCGGCCCUGCCCACGUCAAGCUGGUGUUCGUGGACUUCCAGGUGGAGGGCAAUGAAGAGUGCACCUAUGACUACGUGGCUGUGCUUGGGGGGCCUGGCCCCACCCGUGGGCACCACUACUGUGGCAGCACCAGGCCCCCCACCCUCGUGUCUCUGGGCCACGAACUGCAGGUGGUCUUCAAGUCCGACUUCAACAUCGGAGGCCGUGGCUUCAAGGCCUACUACUUCUCAGGAGAAUGCCAGGAGGUAUACAUGGCCUUGCGGGGCAACUUCUCCAGCCCACAGUACCCCAGCUCCUACCCCAACAACAUCCGCUGCCACUGGACCAUCCGCCUGCCCCCAGGCUACCAGGUCAAGGUGUUCUUCCUGGACCUGGACCUGGAGGAGCCCAACAGCCUGACCAAGACCUGUGACUUUGACCAUCUGGCGGCCUUCGAUGGGGCCAGCGAGGAGGCACCCCUGCUGGGGAAUUGGUGUGGACACCACCUGCCACCACCCAUCACCUCAAGCCACAACCAGCUUCUGCUUCUGCUGCACACAGACCGCAGCACCACCCGCAGGGGCUUCUCCGUGGCCUACAUCGGAGUGGUGCCCAUGAACGUGAGCUGCUCCCGCACGGACUUCCAGAUCCUGAUCUCCACGCAGGCGCUGGCCCCGCUGGAGCGGACCAAGGUCUACCUGGGCAGCCGGAGCUGUGCCGCCCAGGAGGUCGGCGGCAACUUCAGGAUCCAGGCCCGCUUUGAUACCUGCGGCACUGAGUCUCAGAGAAGAAACAACACUUCAGUGAUUGUCAGCGUGCUGUACAUCGACUUCUCGGCCGCGGGGCGGGAGGACAUCCAUGAGUACGAGGUCCGCUGUGAGCCACGGCGCAAGGAGGCUUCUGUCCACCUGCUGUCUGGCUCUCACUGGCUGGGGCCCUAUGCUGCCACUGCGGAGCACCUUCAGGAAGCACCACCCAUGGAUGAGGCGGAGGCACUGGAGGGCCCAGUGAGCAUGGUAGCCCAGGAUACCAGUGACAUCGUCUUCCUGGGCCUUUGCAUCCUGGCUGGAAUCCUCAUGGUUAUUGCCAUCGUGGUCUUGAUGCUGCUUUGAAUAGACAGCAUAGGGACCUGGCAUCUGACAUGCCUGGGAGGCAGCUUAGGGACCCAUAACAGGGGUGGGACAGGGACUUGCUGACUUGGUGACCAUUGGCAGGUCAUAUCCCUCUCUGAGCCUCCAUUUCCUAGGGACAGUCAUUCUGCCCUGCUAUCUCACAGGGCUGGCAUGAGGCUCAGAGGCGGGCAGAGAUGGAUAAGAGCUUUGUAAUCUGUAGCAUGCUGUGUAUGUAUAUGCAAUUGCUGUUAUUAAUUUUAAAGAUAUUCUGCUGUAGAAAAGAACUCUCCCACGUGUGUUACUUGUCAGUUUGGAUAGUUGUGGUCACUGGUGGCAGAGUGUAGAUAAAACUGACUCAUUCUAUAACUUAUAUGGGUGCUUUACCAACUCAGGGUACAAACAAAGGCACCACUAAUU
Molecule: messenger RNA, 3661 nt
Organism: Pan troglodytes (chimpanzee)
Lineage: Eukaryota; Metazoa; Chordata; Mammalia; Primates; Hominidae
Gene: CDCP2
Product: CUB domain containing protein 2
Exons: 6
Coding region: 1508-3244 (578 amino acids)
Source: RefSeq, a predicted model, not a curated record